AAACAUCGUCCAAUGAGGACGACGCAUACUGUUCCCAUUUACGUAUAUAUACCGGUCGACAGUGUGUUCGAACCACAUCAGUCGUCCGACAUCCACGUUUUGCACACCAACUCAGAACAAUCUAAUCCAGCAGCGCAAUGGCACGUACCAAGCAGACAGCUCGUAAAUCCACCGGCGGAAAGGCGCCCAGGAAACAGUUGGCCACCAAAGCCGCACGUAAGAGCGCACCCGCCACCGGAGGAGUGAAAAAACCACAUCGUUACCGUCCGGGAACCGUUGCCCUCCGUGAAAUCCGUCGUUAUCAGAAGAGCACAGAACUUUUGAUCCGCAAAUUGCCGUUCCAACGUCUAGUGCGCGAGAUCGCCCAGGACUUCAAGACCGACCUGCGUUUCCAGAGCUCCGCCGUCAUGGCGUUGCAAGAAGCCAGCGAGGCAUACUUGGUAGGUCUGUUCGAAGACACCAAUCUUUGCGCGAUCCACGCCAAGCGUGUCACCAUCAUGCCAAAGGACAUCCAGUUGGCCCGUCGUAUCCGCGGUGAACGUGCUUAACUUGA
This is a messenger RNA of Metopolophium dirhodum (rose-grain aphid), 553 nucleotides long. RefSeq names its product histone H3. Gene Ontology annotation, cellular component: nucleosome. NCBI's taxonomy places the organism in Eukaryota, Metazoa, Arthropoda, Insecta, Hemiptera, Aphididae. Bases 138 to 548 code for a protein of 136 amino acids. The transcript has a single exon. The record is from RefSeq and is a predicted model, not a curated record. Gene Ontology annotation, molecular function: DNA binding; protein heterodimerization activity; structural constituent of chromatin.